ACACGGACUUUUUAAUGGCGCGGACGAGAUGUUUGUUUUCUUUACCAUUUCAUUUGUCUUGGUGGCUUACGCUGUCUUUAUAAAGUUUGUGUAUUAUAGACACAGCCAGUUAUGGCCACACGCAUUGAAUAAAAUAUCCACCCCUUUAUACACCGUCGGAAACUCGAGGUUUUGCCCAGCGCAAGAGAGGUCCGGCGCGCUCUUUCCAAAUUCAGAGGAUGAGAAUCCGCGCGAGACUCGAGCUCUGAUUGUCACUGCACAUCCAGAUGAUGAAUGCAUGUUCUUUGCACCUACAGUCUUAAGGCUAGUUGAAUCACGUGCAGCCGUGUAUUUGUUAUGUUUGUCAACAGGCAAUUACAACAAUCAAGGACUGCAACGCAAAAAGGAACUGAUGGACAGCUGUGCAGUUCUGGGAAUCCCAGCCAACCAUGUCUCCAUCAUAGAUGACAAAGAGCUUCCAGAUGAUCCAGCUGUUCAGUGGAGUACUGCACUAAUCUCUUCCCUGAUCCUCAAACACAUCCAAAACUACGCCAUCAGUCUGGUUUUGACGUUUGAUGGCAGAGGUGUGAGUGGACAUGCCAACCAUAUUGCCAUCUACAAGACCCUCAGUCAUCUAGCUACUGCUGGACGUAUACAUGAAGGUUGCCAGAUCUUCUCACUUCACUCCAUAAGCAUCAUCAGGAAGUACCUGUCCAUCUUAGAGCUGCCAGUCAGCUGGCUCCUCCCCUCUGACUUCUGCUGUAUCAUUGGUCGAGAGGACUAUAAACGUGCCAAGAAAGCCAUGCUCUGUCAUCGCUCUCAGCUGCUGUGGUUUCGCCGGCUCUACAUACUCUUCUCACGCUACAUGUUUGUAAACACAUUCCAGGCCAUUACAACGGAAACCAAGAAUGUGAAGAUUUAUUAGCUUUGACUAUCUUAAAUACUGUUCCUGUACAUGCAGGAGUAUGCACUGACAUUUACUUUACAAAUCUGAUUCUAUCUAUAUACACUGUUAUUCUGUACUGUGUAAUGGCAGCAUGAAAAAUAAUGUUCGGCCUACUGAUGUUAUUUAAAAUUGUUGGCACAUAGAACCUCACACAUUUUAUCAAAUAUUCUGAAAGCCAGUUUUCUAGAGUGGCUUAGUCUUUCUGAGCACUUUAACUGAAGUUAAAUUCAAAACACAAACUGUGCCUUUAAGGAAUGCAGGGCGAUAAGAACUGAAUUUUAUUUUGUAUAUUUUGUUGUUUACAUUUGAUUUGUUGUUUACAUAUUACUGUUGUUGUUCAACUUAAUGUAGAGUUAAAGCACUGUUCCAAACCUUAAGUACUGUGCCAAAUCUCCUUUUUAGAAUGGUCUUUCUGAAUGAGUCUGUAAAUCUAUAAGUUUGUUCUCUAUUGUUUUUUUUUGACUGAGACAUGAGUCCAUCAAACUGUUAGAUGAUUGCAGUUAUUUCUUAAAGGUUAGUUUUAUUGGUUGUCCUUUUACAUACAUACCACUCUGUAUUGAAAGAUAAUACAUAAAUGGGGCUGAUAUCUUUCCUCAUCUUAAUAAAGUUCUCCCACAUGAA
Molecule: messenger RNA, 1546 nt
Organism: Danio rerio (zebrafish)
Lineage: Eukaryota; Metazoa; Chordata; Actinopteri; Cypriniformes; Danionidae
Gene: pigl
Product: phosphatidylinositol glycan anchor biosynthesis, class L
Biological process (GO): GPI anchor biosynthetic process
Molecular function (GO): N-acetylglucosaminylphosphatidylinositol deacetylase activity
Source: RefSeq, marked provisional